Messenger RNA from Cooperia oncophora, 309 nucleotides. The record is from the annotation of a GenBank genome assembly. NCBI's taxonomy places the organism in Eukaryota, Metazoa, Nematoda, Chromadorea, Rhabditida, Trichostrongylidae.
AUGGCAUGGGACGCUGCAGCCACGAUCAUCAACAAAAACGUUCGAUCUGGUCGAUUCAUGGUCCCCAAAAAGUUGAUGGAAGCACGGAAACGAACCAUCAGUGACGUCACGGACUACGAAGUUAUCGCCAUUUUCCAGGAAGCCUGGUGUGGACCAUGGGAGAACAAUACGGUAGACGAAAUCUGUGAGUCGAUGUGCCCGCUCUACCACGGUGGCGCGGAAGCGAUCUACAAGAUCACUUCCACAGCAGGACAGCUCGGUGCAGUCAAAGUGGAGGACGUCUUACCACUGGACACCCCUACUCAUUGA